CCUGAGAGCAGAGACCUUUCAUCGGUUAGGAAGGGGACCGAGCCACAGCCUGGGUAUGGCCACCGCAGCGUGCGAGCCUGUGGCUAGACCUAGCCUGACCUCCAUUUCGUCCGGGGAGCUCCGCAGCCUGUGGACUUGCGACUGUGAACUGGCCCUGCUGCCCCUGUCGCAGUUGCUCCGCCUACAGCCUGGUGCCUUCCAGCUGCGUGGCGAGCAGCUCGUGGUGCCCGGGCCUGGGGAGCCCACGGACGCGCGAGGGGGCUUCAAUGUCUUUGGGGACGGCCUAGUGAGCUUCGACGGGCAGGUCUACCGCCUCAGCAGCUACAUCAAGAGAUAUGUGGAACUGACCACCUACUCUGAUUAUAAAGACUACAGGGAAACGAUAUUGAGCAAGCCCAUGCUGUUCUUUACUAAUGUGCAGACCAAGAAGGACACCUCCAAAGAAAGGACCUAUGCAUUUCUUGUGAACACAAGGCACCCCAAGAUAAGGAGGCAGAUAGAGCAAGGGAUGGACAUGGCCAUUUCCUCAGUGAUCGGAGAAAGCUACCGACUUCAGUUUGAUUUCCAGGAAGUCGUGCAGAAUUUUUUUCCUCCAGGUACUGAAGUGCUGAAUGGGCAGAACUUGAACUUUGCCUACGAAUUCAAGGCGGACGCUCUGUUUGAUUUCCUUUACUGGUUUGGGCUCAGCAAUUCCACCGUAAAAGUGCGCGGGAAGGUUCUGAACUUGACGAGCAUGAACCCCGAAAAGAAAGAAACAAUUAAGUUAUUUCUGGAAAAAAUGAGCGAACCUCUAAUCAGAAGGAGUAGUUUCUCUGACCGGAAGUUCAGUGUCACUUCUAGAGGUUCAAUCGAUGACGUUUUUAACUGCAACCUGUCACCCAGAUCAUCGGUUACAGAGCCACUUCUGGCAGGAUUAUCAUUUCCAAGUGUUCUGGAAUCUGAAGAGACAUCCAGCCAGUUCAUCUGAUUGGUCUGAAGAUUCUAGCUGCUGCCCUUUGACGGCGGCCCUGAAGCAGACAGUGGGUUGAAGGGGUAAGAGGAGAGAGGAAGUGGGCACUUCCAUCCCUUUGCCAGCCCCUGGGUCCUCCAAGAUCCUGUAAAGGCCCUUUCCCCCAUUUCCCUGGGCAUGGUGCCCUGGCUGGCCCAGGGCACAUGCCUUCCCUCAGGGUUAUGAUUAUGGGAUGGAAGGGUUCUGUUCCUAUGGCACAUGGUGCCAUUGACGUUGAACAUCUGAAGACUCUGAGGGAUUCUCAGGGGACUGCCGCCCUGAACUCUCUGGGAGGCACCUGACUGGGACCUUAACCCUGGUGCUUCAGUGGAUCACGGAUGCCCUCUGCUUGGAACUCACUUUUAGGCUCAGUGCCCAGCAGGCCUGGGGUAAGCUCUUCUCUUGCAAGUGUGUUAGGCAAGGCUGGUACCAUAUUUCACUUGGAGACAAGUAUGGUUUUUAUCCCGCCCAUGGGAAACCUUGAGGACAUUCAAGAUCCUGGCUGCUGGUGGAUCCGCAGGGUGCCAGGAUGAACCCUGCCAGGUUGUAAAGCCAGGUGGCUCAGCAAUCCACCAGUGACAAGACCGUGUCCCCCUCCCUGCAGGCACACCAUGCGAGUUGGCGUUUGAAAUACGCUUUUAGCAGUCUUAACACGAAAAGGAAAGUAAGCCAUUACCAAAGAGGAUGGAACAGCAGUGCACGUCCCGCCUUACAGCUAAAACGGGGUUCACUGAGAGGAAAGAUAUUAUCCAGUCUACGUGUAAACGCUUAUAUGAGUGGCCAGGCGUGGGACAUACCUGCAAUCCCAGCACUUGGGAGCUGGAGGCAGGAGAAUCAGGAGUUCGAUCAUUCUGGCUGCACAGGCAGCUCCAGGCCUAUCUGGGCUAUCUAUACAGACGAUUCUGUCCCAUGAAAACAACAAAAGCUUUGCAAAUAGUGGCAGGAAGCCAGAUGUGUGGACCCUGAGUAUCGUUUUUCUCUACCCGUUAAUAACAUUCCCGUGCUCCGUAUUUUGAUAACACUACUUGCUGAUGGCCUGAUGUUUGUAACUGAAAUGCUAUCUAGUGCAUACACACAAUUAAAACUUCCCUUGGCGCUCAACCUGCAAGUGAUUAAAUUUGUGGCCGAAAGGGUAUGGGGUGGGCCCCUUGAGGUCUGUAGGUGGUGGAUUUUCUUUGUAGCGCACUACACGUCAGCACAGGUAUAGUUUUCAGAGUUACUUCCUCAAGGAGACACUUCAAGAGUGAGGCCGGGAGUAUUUAGAGAGAGAAGAUGAAGUUUGUAUGGAGAGAAGAGGAGCGAAGUGCUUCAUGGGAGGAUAAAUACGCUAUUAGAUUCAGGAAAAAGAAAAAUAAUAAAGAGUUGGAACUAGCUCUCCACCCGUGGAAACAAACCACUGGUGCAUGGUGAGAAUUAAACUCUCUCCCAAGGAAAUAAAAGCUCCAUUCAUAAGACUGACAAUUUGCUUUUGAAACUGAGCUGAGAAAAUAGUAACAUCUGCAAAAAGGGACUGGAGAUCUGGGACGUUAAUCUCGUUGUUCAGAUUUCUAGGUUGACUCUGAAGUCGCUAACUCCAUUGUUCACCCAACUGAGUUUUAUCAGUUGCCUGUCCCAAAAUGCACAGUGAUAGUGUAUUUUAUUGGCAAUUAUUUCAGAGAAGUAAGAUUGGCAAAUCUAUAACUUGGUGAUAGCUCCUCCUGGCUGAAGGAGGCCUCGAACUGGGCACACGUGUGGCCUGAUGUGGACCAAUAGCAUGGAAGACUAGGAAAAAUCUGUGGCCUGCUCCCACCAAAGCUCAUGCUGAAAUGGGAUCCUCAGAGUCCUCUGUCCCUGUAUUUAUAUCAGCACUUGCUGGCUACACAUAACAAUGUGUUUUACGAUAAUUUCAUGCAUGUCCAUAAUGUGUUUUGAUCACGUUCAUAUACCCCAACUUGCUCUUCGGCUAAUUUCCUCCCCAGCUUCCACUCCUACUUCCAUGACUGUUUUCUGGAAAUUUCUGUCUUAGGACAGUGAUUAGUCUAGGGCUCCUUAGCUGCCACAGCCUCAGGAAGUUUCAAGGCCCGUGAUGGUCAGUCAGUUCCACAUGUCAGCUUGACUGGACCAAGGAGCCUAGAUUUGGUGAGGCAUCAUUCUGGAUGUUUCCGUGAGAGAUGAAGUUAACCUUAAAUUAAUGACCUCUGAGUAAGGCCGGAAGUCCUCUCUAAUGUGGAUGGAUCUCACUUAAUCAAAGAUUCCUCCCCUGCAAGAGGGACUCUGCCAGUGCUGACGGCCUUUGGAUGACAGUGCAGACGCUUUGCUGAGUCUCCACCUACUGGUCCACCCUAGAUGGUGCAUCUAAGGAUGCCCAACACGAAUG
Messenger RNA from Microtus ochrogaster (prairie vole), 3344 nucleotides. It is a transcript of the gene Medag, whose product is annotated as mesenteric estrogen dependent adipogenesis. Gene Ontology annotation, cellular component: cytoplasm. Lineage: Eukaryota; Metazoa; Chordata; Mammalia; Rodentia; Cricetidae. The record is from RefSeq and is a predicted model, not a curated record.